Molecule: messenger RNA, 501 nt
Organism: Peniophora sp. CBMAI 1063
Lineage: Eukaryota; Fungi; Basidiomycota; Agaricomycetes; Russulales; Peniophoraceae
Source: the annotation of a GenBank genome assembly
AUGGGGUACACAAUGGACAUACACUAUCCUCUUGAACUUGUACGACUGCGUCACAUCGGCGACUUGGCCCUUCAGCGGCUGACUACGCCACUGCUGAUGAUAGUUCCAGCCGAACGUACGCCUGUGGCCCACAGUCCCACAGUGCUGCAAUCACAGGAUGGCCCCUUGACUGUCGCAUCGUGCGCACGACCUGGUGCAGUGCAAAGGGGGAAGACCAACAGCACGCGCUCGAGCAAGCAUGGUGUGGCGAACCAUGAGCGCAUGAGCGCGCAUGCCUCAGAAGUACAGGUGGCCGUCCCCGCUCGCAAUUGCCCCAGUCGUCUCCCUUGCCAACCUGUACCUCUAGCUCUUCUUUCCCGUUCGCUCAGCUACGUACGAAGCGGAGGGAACUUCCCCAGUAGAUGCGCUAGGAGUGAUAUCAUCGGCGCGUCUCUCAAACCCUACGUCGGUUCACCUCAUCGAGUCGGUUCGCUCCUCAACCGACUACAAAGUGCCCAAUGA